UAUAACGAUCAGUUCGUCUAACCAGCGGUAUUGUUCAAGCAGGGAAAUAUUAAUCUUUGGAUGUAUGGGACAGAGAUUAAUGCUCUCGUUAUCUAAACCGCAGAUAAAUAGUGAAUAACCAGCGGUCAGAGCUCGGUUAGCCGUUCCAAGCUCACAGCAAGGAUUGACAAUUGUGAGGCCUUGGGAGUUUGUUUUUAGGAGUUCAACGUCGCAAUUCCUUCAAAGGGCUAAGAUAGACAUUAUCGACGAUCAAUUUUGUGAAGUCGGCAGAAGUUUUCUAUCGUGUGGCUCAACAAAGAUGCUUGUGGCUAUCAAAGUGCAGUGAAGUGAACCCGUAAAGGAAGCGAUUAAUAAAGGAUGAAACGACAGCAUGAAGACGCCGGAAGGGAAGGUGAUUGUCCGGUGGCGAUGGGGCUGGAGACAGGGAAAGGGAAGAUGGUCCCGAUGAUGACGACGGGCGACGGAGAGUGCGGCGUGGACGAGUUGCUUGCGGCGCUCGGCUAUAAGGUGCGGGCGUCGGACAUGGCGGAUGUCGCCCAUAAGCUGGAGCAGCUGGACGUCGCCAUGUCCAGCGACGACGCCUCUCAUUUCCCGCAGUUCGCUUCAGAUACCGUUCACUAUGAUCCUUCUGAUCUCUCCACCUGGCUCGACAGCAUGCUCUGCGAGGUCAACUCGCCGCUUCCCACUCUCCUCCCUUCGCCAACCGCCACAGCUCACUGUAGUAACGGUCACAGCUUGAGUAUCUCCUCCAACUCUACCGUCACGAAGGACUCUACUGCUGCUCCCCCGAGCGCAUCUGGCGUAUACGACUUUGAGCCCGUCCCCUCACCGGCUGCCGCCUCCGUUGGGCGGGUUGUUUAUGAAACGGAUCCUCAAUCUGAGAAGAUCUUGUCUCCCAGAGAUUCGAAGCGGAUAAGGACUUGCUCGUCUUCGUCUUCUUCUGGUGGACCGACGAAAGAGGUGGCCUCGUUUCUGAAACAAGCAACAGCGGCGCUUCCAGUGGUGGUGGUGGACACACAAGAGACAGGGAUCCGUUUGGUGCAUGCCCUGCUUGCCUGCGGGGAGGCGGUGCAGCAGGAGAACUUGAAUGCGGCGGACGCCCUGGUAAAGCAGAUCUCGGUGCUCGCUGCCUUCCAACGUGGCCCGAUGAGGAAGGUGGCCGGCUACUUUGCGGAGGCCCUCGCGCGCCGGAUCUACCGACAUAAUCCCCUUCCCCAAGCGGAUCGCGUCGCCCUCGACUUCCUCCACUCGCACUUCUACGAGAGCGCGCCUUACCUCAAGUUCGCCCACUUCACAGCCAAUCAGGCCAUCCUCGAGGCUUUCGCCGGCUGCCACCGUGUGCACGUCGUCGACUUCGGGCUGAAGCAGGGGAUGCAGUGGCCGGCUCUGCUCCAGGCGCUCGCCCUUCGGCCAGGCGGACCGCCGUCUUUCCGCCUCACCGGAAUUGGGCCGCCGCAGACGGACAACUCCGACGAGCUACAGGAGGUGGGCUGGAAGCUGACUAUGCUCUCGGAGAAUAUCGGCAUCGAUUUCCACUUCCGCGGCUUUUUAGCCUCGAGCCUCGCGGAUAUCGAGCCCCAGAUGCUGCUCGAGCCGGAGGGCAAGAAAGGCGAACGCGAUGGAGGGGACGAGGCGGUGGCCGUGAACUCAGUGAUGGAGCUUCAUCAGCUUCUGGCACGGCCGGGGGCGGUGGAGAAAGUAUUAGGGACGGCGAGGGCUCUGCGACCGCGCAUCAUGACGGUGGUGGAGGAGGAGGCGAACCACAACGGGAGAACGUUCCUGGAGCGCUUCACAGAGUCGUUGCACUACUACUCGAGCAUGUUCGACUCACUUGAUAACGGCGCCAAUGGCGAGGCGGAGGAGGAGAUAGAGGAGCAGCGGCGGCACCGGGAGAUGGCGGAUGCCUACUUGGGGCGGCAGAUCUGCAACGUGGUGGCGAGCGAGGGAAUGGAUCGGACGGAGCGACACGAGACGCUCGGGCGAUGGCGAGAGCGAAUGGCGCAGGCCGGGUUCGAGCCCGUGCACUUGGGAUCGAACGCCUUCAAGCAAGCAAAUAUGCUUCUCGCGCUCUACGCCAGCGGCGAUGGAUUCCGGGUGGAGGAGGCGGAGGGCUGCCUCACCCUCGGCUGGCACACCCGCCCACUAAUCGCAACCUCCGCCUGGCGCAUCGGUGCGGCCGCCGCCAUCCGUUGACCGAGACGUCGCUGUCGCGCGAGCAUCUCUGGUCAUCUCCGUGCGGCGCCACCGUAUCGGGCGGGCCCAUCGCGUCAAAAUGUCCUCAGUUAUUGACGGGGAAUGGCAGAGUUUGGUGGCGUGUCUGUUCCGACUCCCGUACCUUUUUCCCCCAAAUAAAAAAAUUUAAGAUGUUUUUGCUGUUAGAGCGAUUGUAGAUCUCAAUGUGAAAUCGUGAUGGCGUAAUUUGUGGUAACUCAGGUACCAAUAAGAUGGGCAAAUUUUGAGCA
Molecule: messenger RNA, 2462 nt
Organism: Zingiber officinale
Lineage: Eukaryota; Viridiplantae; Streptophyta; Magnoliopsida; Zingiberales; Zingiberaceae
Product: DELLA protein RHT-1-like
Exons: 2
Coding region: 358-2193 (611 amino acids)
Biological process (GO): regulation of DNA-templated transcription
Cellular component (GO): nucleus
Molecular function (GO): DNA-binding transcription factor activity; sequence-specific DNA binding
Source: RefSeq, a predicted model, not a curated record